Messenger RNA from Didymodactylos carnosus, 960 nucleotides. The record is from the annotation of a GenBank genome assembly. Lineage: Eukaryota; Metazoa; Rotifera; Eurotatoria; Philodinida; Philodinidae.
AUGGGUGGAAAUCAGGCACACUUGCUCAUGGAUCAGACAAUGCACCAAUGGAAACAAACACUAAUUGAAGCAUCUAAUCAAGCAAUUGUUAAUCAACUGGUUGCGCCACUGUUAUCUUAUGGUGCUAAUCAAUUAGUUGGUUUUGUCGGUAGUUCGAUCAAGAAGAAAUAUCGUUCGUACAAAGAAGAAAAGUAUCGAGAAGAAUUCGAGACGCUCAAAAAAGAUUUUGAUGCUAAAGAAAGUCUUCAGUAUACUAUUUCUCAAGACUGGCAUAAAUUUGCAAUCAAAAAAGGAAGUUAUGGUGGUGCAAUUAAAGAAAAUAAUUACAAUUGCGAAGUUCUUUAUGGUCGACAUGUAGCUGACGUUCAACAUGCAUUAAAAAAAAUUUUCGGCGAGAAUAAGCAUUUAUCAGAAGAGAUCCGCGAAGCUAGAGAAAUCAAUGCAGUUACAGAAAAUUUCAAUAAAUGGUUACCUGAGAAGUUGAACAGAAAUGAAUCAGAAUUAGGAAAAGAAUUGAAAAAAAAAACGGUUUCUACAUUUCGUGAACGCAUCAUUCAAACCGUGGAUAAUAAUUAUAAAACGACGCUGCAAGACUUUCGAGCACAAGCUGAACACGCCGAUCGUUUGCCAAAGGAUCCUAGUGCAGUUCACAUUGCAGAUCGUGUAAACGUUGCACAGAAUAACAUUCAAUUGGAGCAUUUGGUUGACAAAUCUACAAAAUUACGAAACGAUCGAAAUAUUAUCGCCAGUGUUAUCCACGCAGAACUAAAUAAGGACUUGCUACCAGCUGAUCAACGAUUCAAUACGGUAGCCGUAGGUAUUCAUAAUGAACCUGUGUAUGUGGCACUAAAUCAUGUUGAAACAGUGAAUGGACAACAAACCUAUGGUAUCACUGAAGACAAAUGCAAAGAAUUAUGUCGAUUGCUUGCCUUGAAAAAACCUUCUCAAAGGAUGUUAUAA